Messenger RNA from Hevea brasiliensis (rubber tree), 2381 nucleotides. Its product is annotated as NAC domain-containing protein 69-like. The record is from RefSeq and is a predicted model, not a curated record. Gene Ontology annotation, biological process: regulation of DNA-templated transcription. Gene Ontology annotation, molecular function: DNA binding. Bases 82 to 1857 code for a protein of 591 amino acids. The transcript is spliced from 5 exons. Lineage: Eukaryota; Viridiplantae; Streptophyta; Magnoliopsida; Malpighiales; Euphorbiaceae.
UGACAUUGGUAGACAGGAUUGGAUUGUGAAUUUUGUUGUCAGAAUUUUCUUUGCAUUUGUCUCUGUCUCUGUCGAUUGAAAAUGUUCACACUUAGUUCUAAAGCUACUGCUUCCUCUUCCGCUAGUUUGCAGUCUUCUCUCCUCUCAUCUCCUCGGACUCCUCCCGUUUCAAUUCCGACGCUUGCUGUUUUAGGAAGAGGGAUGAAUAACAACUCCUGCCCCUCCUCCCCGGUCUCCUCCUUCUCCUCCUCAGGCACGACUGGCCCACCGCAGUUAGUCAUGCAAAACGUGCCUGUUGGAUGGAGAUUCCACCCCUCCGAGGAAGAACUGGUUGAUUAUUAUUUGAAGAGGAAGAGGCGUGGUGAUCCUAUAGAUGGCAUGGACAUUGGCGAGGUUGAUAAAUUAUGCGAUCAUGAUCCUAAGGAUCUUCCAGAUCUUUUCAAGAAUAAAUCUAAGGAUAAGGUGUGGUAUUUCUUUUGUCUUCGCCUGCAUCACAAAAAUGGCCUGACUAAUAGGAAGGGAAAGGGUGGAUACUGGAAGUCCACAGGUGACCCUCGCUGGAUCAUGGCUGAAGAUAGUGAUGAGGUGAUUGGAAUAAAGAGAACUUUGGUUUUCCAUAAUCCUGACGCCACUCAAUGGGUCAUACAUGAGUAUGAGUACACCGCAGCCGCAGCAAUCAACACGCCUACUGAGGACAAUUAUGUUCUUUGUAAAUUAAAGAUAAAAUCAAAUAAGAAGGAAAAGGCAAGUAAGAGGUCAAAGAAAGCUGAACCAGAUUGCAGAACAAGGCCUAAAAAGAAGGCAAGAAAAUGUGAAUCAGACAGUAAUUUGACUUCUGCUUCCUCUUCUACUUCCAAAAAUAAAAAGUUAGAGGAGACUAUUGCUAAUUCAGCCUAUGGUGAAGGUGAACCAAGCAACAAUACGAUUUUGGAUUUAGAAAAUCAAAAUCUAAGUAUGGCUACUAUCUCAACCUGUAACAAAGGUGAGACAAGCUGCCCGAUGGCUUCUAAUUUUGAGAAUCAUUCUUAUAAUAAAGCUGUUGUUUCAACUUGUAAUAAAGGUGAAACAAGUUGCCCAACGGCUUCCUAUUUGGAGAAUCUUAGUCCAAAUGAGAUGACUGUUAUGUCAUCAUACAAGGAAGUUGAACCAAGUAGCCAAAGAGCUUCUGGUUUAGGAAACCAAAGUCCAUAUGAGAUAACUACUCUUUCAACCAAUAACAAAAGUGAAACGAGUUGUUUUAGGACUUGUGAUUUUGAAAAUCAUAAUUCAAAUGUUUUUGAGACUUGUGAUUUUGAAAAUCAUAAUUCAAAUGUUUUUGAGAAAGUAACACCAAGUUACCUUGUUCCUUUGGAUUUUGAAAAGCAAGAUCCUAGUAAAAUCUUGGACACAUCAGCCUCCAUAGAAGGUGAACAGUUUCCUCUCUUGGAAACACCUUCUGAUUUUGAACAUCAAAAUCAAUAUAGGAAGGUUGAUGUGUCAGUCAAUGAAAAUCAUAGAAGUCCCUCAAUGGCUUCUAAUACUGGAGAAACUAAAUCUCAAGGAAUGCAAAGUCAAUAUAAGAAGACAAAUAUGCCAUUCCUUGAAGAUUGUCCUGGUUCCUCAAUGGGUUCUAACAUCCAAGACGUUAUGUAUCAAGAAGGGCAAAGCCAAUAUGACAUAGAGAUUCCAAUCCCUGAAGAUGAUGAUCUGUUGAGUGUUUUUGGUGUAGAUAAAUUUCCUGAGAUAAGCCCUCAACUUUUGGACGAGCUUAUGGCAAGUUUUGACCCACAAGACAGCCUCAACUCUGCACCACAGCCGCCUAUUUGCGUCAAUGAAAGCCUCAAUAGCAAUGCCAUGGGUGCCUCCGUGCCUAUUUGAAUAGGAUAUGUUCCUAUUAGGUUCCUGCUUGGGAACUAAACAACCUAAUACUAAAAACGGACUGAGUUUAGUUUUUGUAUUUCUAAACAGGUAUGUCCCUCUGCUUUGUACUAAACGUGUCGGAAAGAAAUUAAAACAAUUAGUGUAGAAACCAAACAGUACUAGUUGUUUGGUUCCCACGUCAAUGGUUGAUCUUCCCGCUGGUUAGCCUGAUAAUGGAUGUGCUGAGUUUGACUCAGAUUUAGUAACUGCAGCUUUUAGCUGCAAUCCAUCAUUACAUGGCCUUUAUCCUCCUAAGUUUAUAGGCUAUAUUCUUACAAAAAUGUUACCAUGACUCUUCCUAUGGAGUUAUGAUUAGACUAUUGUCUUCUGUUCGGAAUAUGUAAACAAGAAGUGUUAUUUAACUUCUAUGUAUGGUUCUGUUCCUUAUUUAUGAAUGUAUAACAGCUUGUAUUUUCCGAGUACCUACCUCUGUAUUGUUGUAAAAAUGUUGAAUAAAAUGUUCAGCUUCACUGAAAAUUCAA